GACGGCAUGCACCGCCGACCUCUCGUUGUCCGCACCGUCCACCAACCCAGGCGUCGUAUCAACAGAGAAGCAGAUGCCUGAAUUGUGAGCAGGCCAUCACUGAACCUUCCUGCACGUUUUCAUGGACCACAGCUCUGUCAACUGGAUGGGCGGAUCGCCCCUGAACCGCCUAUCGUGGCUGCGGACCUCGCACGCAUUCCUGAACGCAGUCGCGCUGUCUGCCGCAACAAGAUGGAUCGUGCUCAAGGACGGACAGCCUCUCCUCGUACAGCACACCGUCACGGCGGACAAGCGACCCCUCGCUCGGUUAACCACUGCGGACGUCAGGUCGCUCCUGGGCGCGGAGCCCUUCUUUGCGCAAGGCCGCCUCGAGAGCGAGGUUGCGCCGGCUGAUGUAGCCGUCCUCGAGGCAGCCCGCUUCCACGGGCCCCCCAUCGUCUUUCUGGGCCUCCACGAGCCGCAGACGGGCGAAGCCGACGCGCUGCCGUCGUCCGACUUCAGCGCGAAGAGCUCAGAGCCCGGACGGGUCGUCGCGAACAUCAAGGGCACCCCCGUGUUCGCGCUCGACGUCAGCAAGGUCCCGCAGCAACUCCUGGACGGCGUGUUUCAGAACACGGAGGCCGCAAAGUCCGGGGCGGGAUUGGCGUUCUCUGAGCCGCGGGUGGCGAUGAAUGGCUUGGACGCGUUCGAGGCCGCUGUCUUCGCGGAGGCCAGGAGCAUGGUCGACUGGAAUGCACGCAACAAGUUCUGUCCGUCGUGCGGAUCGCCCGUGUACUCGCUUUGGGCUGGCUGGAAGCUAACCUGCACAUCCCUCCUUCCGUGGGCCGAGAACGCGGGGAAGGAGCCGUGCCAGACUGCGAAGGGCCUGCAUAAUUUCGCGCACCCGAGAACGGACGCUGUCGUCAUCAUGGCCAUUGUGGACGAGUCGGGGGACAAGCUCUUGCUCGGCAGGAACAAAAAAUGGCCAGGCAAGUUCUACUCGGCCCUCGCCGGCUUCAUCGAGCCAGGCGAGUCGUUCGAGGACGCUGUCAAGCGUGAGAUCUGGGAGGAGGCUGGCGUGCGCGUUUGGAACGUGCAGUACCACUCUACGCAGCCGUGGCCCUACCCUGCAAACCUCAUGGUCGGGUUCUACGCGACGGCGGAUUCGUCCGCGCUGCUGCGGACAGAUUUGGACAACGAGUUGGACGACGCAAAGUGGUACACCCGCCAGGAGGUCCUCGACGUGCUGAGCCAUGCGGAAGGCACAAACAUCACUCGCAGCGACCAUCGCAAGCUGGCUGCCGCGCAGGAGGAUAAGGGCCCCGCCGUGAGUCGCAACAACGCUAAUGCCCUCGCAGGCGACGCUGUGACGGACGAGGAAACGAAGAAGGCGAGGGCGGAGGCACCAUCUGAAGUACCGUUCAGGGUCCCUCCGGUCACUGCAAUCGCGGGGGUACUCAUCAGCGAGUGGGCGUACGGCCGUGCGGGGCCUCAGCCAGGACAUCAGGGUCAGACGAGACUUUGAAUUGGAGCUGGUGGUGGAUAGAACGCAAUGUAAACGGAUUGUAUCGCGUCCUUGUUAUGAAACAUCAGUAUAUCAUUAGAUGGUUGUAGAAUAAGUAUGCCCAUGUUUGGACCAUGUGUACGCUAUGUUCUUGAAAGUGAGAGCCUGCAUUGGGUGUGUCGGCAUAGCAGGUCAGCCUGAGAACGCGGACGGCGCAAUC
Molecule: messenger RNA, 1703 nt
Organism: Rhodofomes roseus
Lineage: Eukaryota; Fungi; Basidiomycota; Agaricomycetes; Polyporales; Fomitopsidaceae
Product: NUDIX hydrolase domain-like protein
Exons: 6
Coding region: 122-1504 (460 amino acids)
Biological process (GO): NADP+ catabolic process; NAD+ catabolic process
Cellular component (GO): cytosol
Molecular function (GO): NADH pyrophosphatase activity
Source: RefSeq, a predicted model, not a curated record